AUGGGAGCAGCUGGCUUGUGCACAUUAUUAUUCUUGAAUAUCUCCGCCUUUGUAUUCCUUGUGCUUUCCUCUUUAGUUUAUUCAUCAUCACUAUCAUUUAACCUGCCCAAUUUUGGUCAUGGUUAUUCUAAGAGCAUCGUUCUGUACGGAGAUGCAGAAUUCUCAAACCAAGCCAUCCAACUCACACCAUUUGAAGGUGAAAGGGCCUUCAAAGCUGGCCGAGCCAUGUACGUCUAUAGAUUGCACCUAUGGGACAAGGCAUCUGGAGUUUUAGCUGAUUUUUCCACCAGUUUCACCUUCAACAUCAACUCAGAUGGUAACAGUAGCUAUGGCAAUGGCCUGGCCUUUUUCUUAGCCGAUUUUUCGAACCCAUCUGAUACUUCUAUGACUUAUGGUGGCGGCCUUGGCCUAAUGAAUGAGGCUCUCCCAGUUGUAUCAGCAGACCGUUUCGUCGCUGUGGUGUUCCGUACAUUCUCAUUCCAGCCUCUCACAAAUGUAAGUAUCAACGUUGGAUCUACCUUAAAAUAUGUGAAUAGUAUGGGAUGGCUUAACGACAUUACAAGCGGGGUAGAUAAUAAGGCUUGGAUUACUUAUAGUGCUAGUACCCAGAUUCUCCAAGUUAACGUUACAGGAACCUUGGGUGGCAAGAAUUGGACACACAGUCUUUGGUAUAAGAUUGAUCUGAGGGGUUACUUGUCGGAACAAGUUUGCUUUGGCUUCUCAGCAGCAACAGGAAGUUUCUUUGAGAAACACACCGUCAGAUCGUGGCAGUUCGAUUCCACCUCACCUCCAAAUACUGCGCCUCCUCGAGAAGCAAAGAAGAAGUGGAAUAUUGGAAAAGUGAUAGGGUUGUGUAGUGGUGUCCUUGUAAUAUUUGGGAAAUGUGCAGUGAUUUAUGUCGUGUGUGAGAAGAGACGACGGUCCAAGAAGAAUGAUAAUAAUGUCAUCACUCUUGGUGGUAAGGUAAAAUUGACGACACCACAAGAAUCAACCUUAGAAGAAUCUUAG
Messenger RNA from Ipomoea nil (Japanese morning glory), 1008 nucleotides. Its product is annotated as seed lectin-like. Bases 1 to 1008 code for a protein of 335 amino acids. Lineage: Eukaryota; Viridiplantae; Streptophyta; Magnoliopsida; Solanales; Convolvulaceae. The record is from RefSeq and is a predicted model, not a curated record. The transcript has a single exon. Gene Ontology annotation, molecular function: carbohydrate binding.